Messenger RNA from Sphenostylis stenocarpa, 2793 nucleotides. Lineage: Eukaryota; Viridiplantae; Streptophyta; Magnoliopsida; Fabales; Fabaceae. The record is from the annotation of a GenBank genome assembly.
AUGGCGGCGGCGGCGGCGGUGACUCCAUCGUGGCAGCCUCAGGAGCAAGGGUUCAAGGAGAUCUGCGGCCUCCUUGAGCAACAGAUUUCGCAUACUUCGUCCGCCGACAAGGCUCAGAUUUGGCAACACCUUCAACGCUACUCGCACCUUCCUGACUUCAACAAUUACCUUGCCUUCAUCUUCUCCCGUGCCGAGUCGCAUCGGUUUUCCACUUUUCCAUGUUUGUUACGCGCGUUAUGUGCUUUCAAUGCGAAACAAAAUACACCCAAUGUUUCUGGGCUUACAUCUGAAAAGGGAAAAUCAGUGGAAGUUCGUCAGGCUGCAGGCUUAUACCUGAAGAAUAACCUCAGAAAUGCUUAUAAAUCUAUGCAGCCUGCAUACCAACAGUAUGUGAAAUCGGAGUUGCUACCUUGUCUUGGUGCAGCGGAUAAGCACAUAAGGUCUACAACAGGAACUAUUGUUAGUGUCGUUGUUCAAAUAGGAGGAGUUGCUGGGUGGCCUGAAUUGUUGCAAGCCCUCGUAAAUUGCUUAGACAGUAAUGAUCUAAAUCACAUGGAAGGUGCAAUGGAUGCAUUAUCCAAGAUUUGUGAAGAUAUUCCUCAAUAUCUUGAUGCUGAUGUACCAGGGUUAGCAGAACGCCCUAUUAACAUAUUUCUUCCCAGAUUAUUUCGGUUUUUCCAAUCUCCUCAUGCUUCAUUGAGAAAGCUAUCACUGGGUUCUGUAAAUCAAUACAUUAUGUUAAUGCCUUCUGCUCUAUAUGUAUCCAUGGAUCAAUAUCUUCAAGGUCUGUUUAUUCUCUCAAAUGACCCCAAUGCUGAAGUGCGGAAGUUGGUUUGUGCAGCAUUUGUUCAGCUAAUUGAAGUCCGUCCGUCUUUCUUGGAGCCACAUUUAAGGAAUGUGAUUGAAUACAUGUUACAAGUCAACAAGGACACAGAUGAUGAAGUAGCCCUGGAAGCCUGUGAAUUUUGGUCUGCUUAUUGUGAUGCUCAACUGCCACCUGAAAACUUAAGAGAAUUCUUGCCACGUCUUAUUCCAGUAUUGUUGUCAAACAUGGCUUAUGCUGAUGAUGACGAAUCACUUAUUGAAGCUGAGGAAGAUGGAUCUCAACCUGAUAGAGAUCAGGAUCUUAAGCCGCGAUUUCAUGUAUCAAGGUUUCAUGGAUCAGACGACGUAGAAGAUGAUGAUGAUGAUGUUGUCAACACAUGGAAUUUAAGGAAAUGCAGCGCAGCUGCUCUUGAUAUUCUUUCAAAUGUGUUUGGAGAUGAGAUUCUUCCUACUCUUAUGCCUAUUGUUGAGGCUAAGUUGUCUGCUGGUGGGGAUGAUGCUUGGAAAGAAAGGGAAGCUGCUGUCUUGGCUCUUGGUGCCAUAGGUGAAGGCUGCAUCAAUGGUCUUUAUCCUCAUCUAUUGGAGAUUGUGGCAUUUCUUAUCCCACUACUUGAUGAUAAGUUUCCUCUGAUACGAAGUAUUUCAUGCUGGACACUAUCUCGAUUUAGCAAAUUUAUUGUUCAGGGUAUUGGACAUCCUAAAGGAUAUGAACAAUUUGAUAAUGUUCUUAUGGGGCUUCUACGAAGAAUUUUGGAUGACAAUAAGCGGGUGCAAGAGGCUGCUUGUUCAGCUUUUGCAACUCUUGAAGAGGAGGCUGCUGAAGAGUUGGCACCACGCUUGGAAAUUAUACUGAAGCACCUGAUGACUGCAUUUGGGAAAUAUCAAAGACGAAACCUCAGAAUUGUAUACGAUGCAAUUGGAACUCUAGCUGAAGCUGUUGGAGGAGAGUUGAAUCAGCCUGUUUAUCUUGACAUUCUCAUGCCACCAUUAAUCGAGAAGUGGCAGCAACUUUCAAAUUCAGACAAAGAUCUUUUUCCACUCCUGGAAUGCUUUACAUCUAUAGCACAUGCUCUGGGAACUGGUUUCACUCAAUUUGCUGAACCUGUAUUUAGGAGGUGCAUAAAUAUAAUCCAGACCCAACAGUUUGCUAAGGUUCGGGCUGAUUCUACUGCAACUGGGGUUCAGUAUGACAAGGAGUUCAUUGUAUGCUCUCUUGAUUUGCUUUCUGGACUAGCAGAGGGUCUUGGCAGUGGAAUAGAGAGUUUGGUUGCACAAUGUUCUUUGAGGGAUCUUCUUCUGCAUUGUUGUGUGGAUGAUGCUCCUGAUGUUCGACAAAGUGCCUUUGCUCUACUUGGAGACCUGGCACGAGUGUGCCCGGUUCAUUUGCACCCUCGUUUGUCUGAGUUUCUUGAGGCUGCAGCCAAGCAGCUGGAGAUUUCUAAGGUAAAGGAGGCUAUUUCAGUAGCAAAUAAUGCGUGCUGGGCAAUUGGAGAAUUGGCUGUGAAGGUUCGUCAAGAAAUUUCUCCCAUUGUCUUAACUGUAAUUUCAUGCCUGGUUCCCAUUCUUCAGCACGCAGAGGGACUCAACAAAUCACUUAUAGAGAAUAGUGCAAUAACAUUGGGGAGGCUUGCUUGGGUCUGUCCAGAGCUUGUAUCACCACAUAUGGAGCAUUUCAUGCAAUCUUGGUGCACUGCUUUGUCAAUGAUACGAGAUGAUGUUGAGAAAGAGGAUGCUUUUAGAGGUCUAUGUGCUAUGGUCAAAACUAAUCCUUCUGGCGCUCUAAGCUCGCUUGUCUACAUGUGCAAAGCGAUUGCAAGUUGGCAUGAAAUAAGGAGUGAAGAUUUACACAAUGAAGUCUGUCAGGUCUUGCAUGGGUAUAAACAGAUGCUGCGUAAUGGAGUGUGGGAUCAGUGUAUGUCAGCUUUGGAUCCUCCAGUAAAAGAAAAGCUUUCAAAAUAUCAAGUAUAA